AUGGAGGACUACGUCCCUGGUAUAGAGGACUACGUCCCGGGUAUAGAGGACUACGUCCCGGGUAUAGAGGACUACGUCCCGGGUAUAGAGGACUAUGUCCCAGGUAUAGAGGACUACGUCCCAGGAAUAGAGGACUACGUCCCAGGUAUAGAGGACUACCUCCCAGGUAUAGAGGACUACCUCCCAGGUAUAGAGGACUACGUCCCGGGUAUAGAGGACUAUGUCCCAGGAAUAGAAGACUACGUCCCAGAGGACUACGUCCCAGGUAUAGAGGACUACGUCCCAGGUAUAGAGGACUACGUCCCAGGUAUAGAGGACUACGUCCCAGGUAUAGAGGACUACGUCCCGGGUAUAGAGGACUACGUCCCAGGUAUAGAGGACUACGUCCCAGGUAUAGAGGACUACGUCCCAGGUAUAGAGAACUAUGUCCCAGGUAUAGAGGACUACGUCCCAGGUAUAGAGGACUAUGUCCCAGGUAUAUAUGACUACGUCCCAGGUAUAGAGGACUAUUUCCCAGGUAUAGAGGACUCCGUCCCAGUUAUAGAGGACUACGUCCCAGGUAUAUAG
Molecule: messenger RNA, 567 nt
Organism: Salvelinus namaycush (lake trout)
Lineage: Eukaryota; Metazoa; Chordata; Actinopteri; Salmoniformes; Salmonidae
Product: ribosomally synthesized cyclic peptide ustiloxin B precursosr-like
Exons: 2
Coding region: 1-567 (188 amino acids)
Biological process (GO): regulation of osteoblast differentiation; cell differentiation
Cellular component (GO): nucleoplasm
Source: RefSeq, a predicted model, not a curated record